Naegleria gruberi is the source of this 1215-nucleotide messenger RNA. Its product is annotated as protein kinase. Bases 78 to 1148 code for a protein of 356 amino acids. The record is from RefSeq and is a predicted model, not a curated record. Gene Ontology annotation, cellular component: nucleus; cytoplasm. Gene Ontology annotation, molecular function: MAP kinase activity; ATP binding. The transcript has 3 exons. NCBI's taxonomy places the organism in Eukaryota, Heterolobosea, Eutetramitea, Acrasida, Naegleriidae. Gene Ontology annotation, biological process: intracellular signal transduction; protein phosphorylation.
CGUCACUUGUUUCGAGCCAACGUCGACACUUCCUGCUUGCCUGGUUUUUACUUGCUGUAGAUUUUAAUAACAUCAAGAUGAGUGAAGAAAUUGAUAAACACGUUCUCAGAAAGUACGAAAUUGGACCAAAGUUAGGUAAAGGAGCCUACGGUAUUGUGUGGAAGGCUGUUGAUAAAAAGACUAGACAAACUGUUGCUUUGAAGAAAAUCUUUGAUGCUUUCCAAAAUGCUACCGAUGCCCAACGUACCUAUCGUGAAAUCAUGCUUCUUCAAAAUUUGCACCAUGACAAUAUUGUCCGUUUGUUGAACGUACUCAAAGCUGAUAAUGACAAUGACAUUUACUUGAUUUUCGAAUUUAUGGAUACUGACUUGCAUGCUGUUAUUAGAGCCAAUAUUUUGGAAGAAAUUCACAAACAAUACAACAUUUAUCAAUUGUUGAAGACAUUGAAAUAUAUCCAUAGUGCCAAUUUGCUCCACAGAGACAUCAAGCCUUCAAACUUGCUUUUGAAUUCUGAAUGUCAUAUGAAAUUGGCUGACUUUGGUCUGGCGAGGAGUGUUACCCAAGUUGAUAAGGAUCACGGACCUGUUUUGACUGACUAUGUUGCAACUCGUUGGUAUCGUGCUCCUGAAAUUUUGUUGGGUUCAACAAAGUAUACCAAGGGUGUUGAUCUUUGGUCUGUUGGUUGUAUAUUAGGUGAAUUAAUCUGUGGUAAACCAAUGUUCCCUGGAACAUCAACAAUGAAUCAAUUGCAAAGAAUUAUUGCUGUGACAGGUCCACCAAGCGCAGAAGAUAUUGAUGCUAUUCAAUCUGCUUUUGCUUCAUCUAUGCUUGAUUCUAUUCCAGAAACUGAACAAAAGUCUUUACAAGAAAUGUUCCCAAAGGCAUCUCCAGAAGCUUUGGAUUUAUUAUCAAAAUUAUUACAAUUCAAUCCUGAAAAGAGAAUUGACGCUGAAACUGCUCUCAAACAUCCAUAUGUUGCUCUUUUCCACAAUCCUGCUGAAGAGCCAACUUGUGACAAGCCAAUUUCUCUCUUCUUCGAUGAUAACAAGAAGUACUCCAUAAAUGAAUAUCGUGAAAGACUCUAUGCUGAAAUUAGAAAGAGAAGAGAAAAGAGACGUGCUAGGACUAAGGAAGAUGAAAAGAAAUAACUCUUUUCUAAACAAAAUUGUAAAGAAAAAUAUAAGAAUAUAUAAACAAGUGUAAUUUAUUUGUUGU